Messenger RNA from Apodemus sylvaticus (European woodmouse), 1186 nucleotides. It is a transcript of the gene Rims4, whose product is annotated as regulating synaptic membrane exocytosis 4. Lineage: Eukaryota; Metazoa; Chordata; Mammalia; Rodentia; Muridae. Gene Ontology annotation, biological process: positive regulation of synaptic transmission; regulation of membrane potential; calcium ion-regulated exocytosis of neurotransmitter. Gene Ontology annotation, molecular function: small GTPase binding; transmembrane transporter binding. The transcript is spliced from 7 exons. Bases 82 to 894 code for a protein of 270 amino acids. Gene Ontology annotation, cellular component: presynaptic membrane; cytoskeleton of presynaptic active zone. The record is from RefSeq and is a predicted model, not a curated record.
CUCCGCGUCAAGAAUGGGGCGGCCAAGCUGCCCAAGCCGCCCGCCGCCGCCGCGGCCGAGGCUCCUGGCGCGGGCGCGGGCAUGGAGCGCUCGCAAAGCCGCCUCAGCCUGUCCGCCUCCUUCGAGGCGCUCGCCAUCUACUUCCCGUGCAUGAACUCCUUCGAUGAUGAGGACGCAGAAGGCAACAGCCGGAGACUGAAGGGUGCCAUCCAGAGAAGCACAGAGACAGGCCUGGCCGUGGAGAUGCCCAGCCGGACGCUACGUCAAGCCAGCCAUGAGUCCAUCGAGGACAGCAUGAACAGCUAUGGCUCUGAGGGCAAUCUUAACUAUGGAGGACUUUGUCUGGCCUCAGACGCCCAGUUCAGUGACUUCCUGGGGAGCAUGGGGCCAGCGCAGUUUGUGGGCCGCCAGACCCUGGCUACCACCCCCAUGGGGGAUGUGGAGAUCGGCUUGCAGGAGCGGAACGGUCAGCUGGAGGUGGACAUCAUCCAGGCUCGGGGACUGACUGCCAAGCCAGGCUCGAAGACUCUGCCAGCUGCCUAUAUCAAGGCCUAUCUGCUGGAGAAUGGUGUCUGCAUUGCCAAGAAGAAGACCAAAGUGGCCCGUAAGUCACUGGACCCAUUGUACAACCAGGUGCUUCUGUUUCCUGAGAGUCCCCAGGGCAAAGUCCUGCAGGUAAUUGUGUGGGGAAACUACGGACGGAUGGAGCGGAAGCAGUUCAUGGGCGUGGCACGCGUGCUGCUGGAGGAACUGGACUUGACCACCCUGGCCGUGGGCUGGUACAAGCUCUUCCCCACCUCCUCCAUGGUGGACCCAGCCACAGGUCCCCUGCUUCGGCAGGCGUCCCAGCUGUCCCUUGAGAGCACCGUGGGUCCCUGUGGCGAGCGAUCUUAAAGCCAGGGAUGGGGAGGGGCUCCCCGAGAUGGCCUGGAGACCACCCAGCCCUGACCUGGGACCCCAGGCCCAGGGGCACAUUGGACAUUGGAGGAAGGGGUUCUUCCCCACAGUGGGGAAGCAGAAUGGGGAGACCUGUCCCCCUUGGGCCCCUCCUCACUCCUUCACCUCCUACCCGAGACCUUCCCUUUCCCAGUGGGUUGGCUACACUUUUGACCUGGCCGGUUUUGAUCUGGUGGAUGUGGCUACAAUCGGAGAAAGACUGAGGUGGCAGAGCAAACCACUCCUCUGC